CUUGUCUAGUUGAAGAAUUGUAUAUAUUGUUUUCUUUCAAUUUGCUUUUGUCUUUCUUUUAUUUGCCUGUUCUGGUUAGGCAUUGCUGGAAGAAUCUAAAGAAGCAUUCAGCUCUCCAACUAUAUAUAUCCAUGCAAGUGCCUUGAGGCUGUACACCAAACAGGCGAUCAUUUUCCAUUUCUCUCGAGCGAGCAAAUUGAGCUCAACACCUCGAUCCACAAGAACCGCAUACACGAGGUCGAAGAUAAAUUUACUAUGGCGCAGACAGCUCCAAACCAGAACCCAUUCCAGCAGCUCAUUUCGGAGUGUGACAAUGACCCAACUCGACUACAAACUCGAUACGAAACUCACCGCUCCGCAAGAAACGCGCAAUAUAAAACUACCAUCCUCAGCCCAGAUUUCCCCGGAUGGACCCUCGACGAGAUCCUGAGCAAACUGCACGCUCAAGAAAUCGGCAAGAAUGAGAAGGACGAGGGACCAUUUAUCGACCACAGAAACAAUCUCGCCUUUUACGCUCGUCCGCCAAAGCAUAUCCGGGAGCUGGUUGGUGAGAUCCAGCGGGAGUUGAAAAGCGUUGCUCCAUCCAUCUGGUUUACGCCGUCCGAGGGCUUGCACAUGACCACACUCGAACUAGCCAACUCGCGAACCCGCUCAGAAUUGGAGGGCCUUGUCUCUGAACUGGAAGCAACUGGCAUAAUUCUAGAACUGGCCGAGUAUACAAUCAACCACCGAUCACGCCUGAUCAAGCCUAUUAUCAGCUACGAUGCAUCAGCAAUGGCGUUGAGCUUUGUCCCUGCAGCCGGAGAGGGGACCGAUAACACAGAUUAUGGGGCAUAUAGCUAUCAUCAUCUGCGGCGGGACCUAUACGACCGAGUCGCAGAGACGGGUAUCAAAGUGAUUCCUAGGUAUAUCGUCCCUUCUGCGCAUAUCACGAUUGCACGGUUCAUUACGCAUGAUGGGUUCUUGCUUGAGAAGGAUGGCUUUGAUGGAACUCGCGUUGAUCGCGAGCAGCUGAAAGCGUUGAUGGAGAAACUUGAGCAUAUCAAUCAGGGAUUGCAACAGAAGUACUGGCCUAGUAGUGAGGGUGGGAAUAUUUCCUCAGGCGAAUGGGUUGUGGGACAUGAGAAGGGCUUGGAGUUGUGUAAGGGUGCAUCAUGGUACGGGAAGGGAGAGUGUGUUCUUAUCGGAAAGGGAUUUAACUAAGAAUCAAACUAUCAACUGCCUUUCUCACUCCACAAUCAAGUUGGCAG
Aspergillus glaucus CBS 516.65 is the source of this 1250-nucleotide messenger RNA. RefSeq lists its product as uncharacterized. The record is from RefSeq and is a predicted model, not a curated record. The transcript is spliced from 3 exons. Bases 256 to 1203 code for a protein of 315 amino acids. NCBI's taxonomy places the organism in Eukaryota, Fungi, Ascomycota, Eurotiomycetes, Eurotiales, Aspergillaceae.